UGCCUGAGGCAGCAUUUAUAUCUUUAAAUGAAACGCUGCCUCAGGCAGCGUUUAUUGUACAAGCAUAAAACGCAGCCUGAGGCAGCAUUUUUAUCUGUACAUUAAACGCUGCCUCAGGCAGCGUUUCUUGCGGGAAUUAUAACGAAUUCCAGGCCUUUUUUUCUCAAUCUCUUUCACGCAAUUUACACUCUCUCUCUCACUAACUCUCAUUGUCAGCAACAAAGAACCACAGCCGUUGCCAACGCCUCCCCUGCCGUACCGCCGCCCCUGCCGCCGCCAAAGUGGACGGAAGUUAUUGCCGGCAUUGUCUCACUCACUCUUUAAAUCCGGGUAAACCCUAAAUUCGUAGUACAUUGUUGAAUUUUACAUUGAAUAGUUGGUAGUAGAUAGUUGUUGUAUGUUGUAGCAAAUUGUGAUGUAAAUUUUAUUAAUUUGUUGCUAAUUAGUAAUGAAAUGUGAUAAAUUGUUGAUAAUUAUUGAUGAUAAUGUGGUACAUUGUUGAGGAAAAAUAUAGACGAAAUUGUUGAUUAAAUUGUCGACGAAAUUGUUGAUGAAAUUGUCAAUGAUAAUGUGGUUUGUUUUUGAUGAAAUUCUUGAUGAAAUUGUUGAUGGUAAUGUGGUCUAUUAUUGUGAAAAAAAUGAUAAAAUUGUUGAUGGUAAUGCGGUAUUAGUAUGUUGAUAGUUGCAUACGGUACUAAGAGUUUUUGAAAUUGGUGAUGAAAAUGUUGAUAAUGAGAAUGGACUUGUUUCAUUGUUGUCAUAUUAGCUACAUAUGUAGGUUCUCGAAAUUUGAUAUAACUUUCCAUUAUCGAAGCUAUGUAUGUUAUGUAUUGUUAAAUUAGGGUUUUUUUGACGUUGUUUUAGAAUUCGAUUAUCCUUAAAUGUGUUUUGGUUGGUAUGUAGAAUAUGGCUUCACAAAAUGUAGUGUUGUUAUGCCGGUGGGGAGGUGAAAUUAUGUGCGAUGGAUCAAAUGUUGAGUACAGUGGAGGGAAUAUGGAACUUAUAACACUUGAACCGAACAUGACUGUGAAUGAUCUGAUGAAUGAGGUUCACAGUAGUAUCGGCUCAAACCCAAUGAAUGCUGAACUGAACCUUAAAAUGAGGUGUGAGACUGGGCAUGGGGUUCAAGUGUUACAUGUCUCCACAAACAAACAUUUAAAAGCUUUGAGAAGCAUUGUUAUAAUGAAGGGUGUUCCCAAUGAGAUAUAUGUAGAAACAGUGCCUAUAUGUACCCAACAAAGUACUUGGGCAGAACAACAUCCUACAUAUGUCUCCGAUUACAACACCGCGUCCUUCCAAGGCCCUUCAAACCACAUUCCAUCGAAUGAAUAUGGGAUGGGAACUUUCAGUCGCUUGCUGCAUGAUGAUCAAUUUCAGAUGCCGUUUAGUCCUCAUAUAGCAUCACCUGCACAUGCGGGGGGCUGUGUGACAAUGUUUGGCCAAUCCGGUCCUUCAACAUCAAACACCGUGGCUCCGUCACCGAUGCGAGAAGAGGUUCAAGAAUCACCGUCUCAAGAAGACCCGAGUCAUUUUGAUAAUAUUGUAAAUAACGAAUUGUCGGUGUACGAUGUGUAUGCGGAUACAGAUGAUGAGGAUGAUAAUGGGGAGGAGUAUGAUAGGCUUGAUGACAUGGAUCUUGAAGAUGGGCAGAUGGAAAUUGAUGAGCCCUUGGUUAGAACUGCAGUACCCUGGUUUAGUCAGAUAAAUGAGAAUUAUGAAGUUGAUGAGUAUUGGGCCAAUUCAGGGAGUCAUACAUCAUUUGUUCCAGGGGGAGAAUUCGAGAAGGGGAUGUACUUUGACAGUAAGAAAACGCUUCAAGAAAUGGUGAAGAUGUAUUCUAUACAGAGAAAUCAAUUCUACACCACAGUCACCUCAAAUGAGAGUGUCCUUCAUCUGCGUUGCAAGAAGAAAUGUGGAUGGUCUCUAAGGGGUACCAGGACAAGUGAGCACUCGCGUGGCUUCACCAUACUCACAUACAAAGGUCCGCAUCGGGAGAACUGUGUUACCGAAUUACUAUCUAAUGAUCACCCACACUUGGAUUCGUCCAUAAUAUCUGAGUUUGUGAAGUCCUUUGUGCAGAAAGAUCCGACUCUAAAAGUUGAAUUCAUUCAGGAACUCAUCUCCAAGCAAUUCCAUUUUGAAGUUCCGUAUAAAAGAGCAUGGUAUGCCAAGGACAAAGCCAUCACUCAAAUUUUUGGGGAUUGGGAGAGUUCUUACAGCAGACUUCCUCAGUUCAUGCAAGCACUGCAACAGUCAAACCAGGGAACCGUAGUCAUAUGGAAACACAAAGCUCUAGUGGAGGGUAGGUAUACCAGCAACAUGGAAGUAUUUGAACGAGUGUUUUGGGCAUUUGGUCCUUGUAUCGAUGGUUUCAAACAUUGUAUGCCUGUUAUCUGUAUCGAUGGGACGCACUUGUACGGGAAGUAUAAAGGAACACUUUUGGUUGCUACAGGUGUGGAUGGAAACUUCCAAGUAUUUCCACUAGCAUUUGCGUUGGUUGAGGGGGAAAACAUUUCCAGCUGGUCUUGGUUUAUGAGCUGUCUUCGGGAUAGAGUUACGCAACGAGAUGGCUUAUGUGUUAUAUUUGAUCGACAUGCAGGGAUUAUUGCAGCAAUGAAUGAUCUUAACAUUGGAUUCACUCAACCCCGAGCCUAUCACAGGUUUUGUGUUCGUCACUUGGCUUCAAACUUGAAAUCUCACGUGCGAAGCACCAUCACGAGAGAUACGUUCAAGGCUGCUGCGUACCAAAGACAAGAAAGAAAACUGCAAGCUGACUUGUUUUCGAUUGGUCAGGCAUGUACGAAAUCGUUACAGUAUAUUGCCCAAGUGUCGUUUCCUACGUGGUCUUUGUUUCACGACGGUGGUCGCAGACAUUGGAUAUGUACAACAAACUUCUAUGAGACAUUUAACAAUGUUUUGAAAGGUGCUCGGUUCAUGCCAGUUAUGUCCCUUGUUGAGUUAACUUUCCACAGAGUUAACAGGUACUUCACCUUAAGAAGAGAAUCAGCUGAGACCAGGGCCGAACAGGGACUUGCAUAUCCCCCAAAGGUCACUGCUAUUUUGGAGAAGAACACAGCAAAAGCAAGAUACCACAAGGUGGAUGCCUAUAACAGCCAUAGACACACUGUUAACUUCCAGUUGAGAACCUGUACAUGCAACAAACCCCUGAUAUUCCACCUUCCAUGCUCUCAUGUUCUAGCAGUGUGUGCGACUUAUUCACUGUCCGAGAGGCCGUGGGUGGACCCUUUCCUGCAAUCGGAUGCGUAUAUGAACACGUAUGCACCACAGUUCUGGCCUAUUCCAUGUGAGACCACUUGGACGCAGUACAUAGGACCUAGACUCAUCCCGGACGCAGAGGAAAAGGUCGGCCAAAGUCAAAGCGCAUACGCAAUGAAAUGGAUGACACUAACCGACCUAGGACUAAAUGCAGCCGCUGUCACCAACAAGGUCACAAUCGCAAAACGUGCCCAGCUAGAUCAACCGAAACAUAAGCUUGUAUUUGUUUAGCUAUAGUAGUAGAACAGUAGAUUCAUGUAGUAGUUGAUUAAUGACGUUAUGUAACAUUUGUAACGCUUGGAUUAUAUUUGAGAUUUGGUGACUUAUAUUUCGUACUUGUCUUUUACCUGUGACAGUCAUGUCAAUUUCAUUGACUAGUAAUUCUGUUUUUUAAUUGGUUUGGCCAUAUUGUUUUGAAUGAACAGAUAUCAUGGUCGGACACGAUUGGAUACCAGGACCACUUGACCCUUCUGUCCUUACACUGCAGGAUAGACAUCGGAGUGUUGACAUAUGGGAGCAGACGGUAAUUUCUCACGUGCCAUUUCAUAUACAGAUUUGUCUUGUUUUUUUGUAUACCUGACCCUUAUUUACAGUUUUUAAAUGAAUUACCAGGUGGACAUAGCGGAAAUGUUGGGGUGCAGGCACUUGAGGUCCGGUGGGCAGUCGAUCCACGCGUUCUUCAGUACGUCGACUGGGUUGGCUUUGGUGGUAUUCAUCGCGUGGGCUACAGAGAAAUAGAUCGAGGGCUUAUCACAGCAUUAGUUGAGAGAUGGAGGCAGGAGACACACUCCUUCCAUCUUCCUGUGGGGGAGGCGACAGUCACGCUGCGGGACGUCGCGAUACUCACACGCCUUCCCAUCCAUGGGAAUGCGGUGACAGGAGGUGUGGUACUUGACCCCGCAGGUUUAGUAGGUCGGGUUUUAGGGGUUCAGCUAGAGCCAAACGAGAUCAGGGGCAGCGCGCUGAGGACCGGUUGGCUACGCGACACUUUUGGACAUUUACCUCAGGACGCUGACGACGCCACAGUGCAGAGAUACGCCCGAGCUUACUUGUUCCUGCUCAUCUCGGGCGUGCUCUUUGGAAAUAAGAGCGGAAGCCAUCUUCAGAUUAUUUACCUGCAGCUGUUAGACCACGACUGGGAUGAGAUCCGUGGAUACAGUUGGGGUAGUGCUUGUUUGGCGGUCUUGUAUCGCCAUCUGUGUAGAGCAUCACAGCGUGGAGCACAGCUGAUUGGAGGUCCUUUGGUUGUGCUACAGGUAAACCUCAUCAUUAUCCUUAAGCCUAGUUUGAUAAUGACUUGACGUUAUUUAUGCUUUACCUUUUAUUUGAUUUUUAAAACAGCUAUGGGCUUGGGAGCACAUCCAUGUAGGGAGACCAGGUAGGCCUGUUGUACACCGUCCAGGGCAGCUGGACCAGGACGAUCAGUACGCAGCAUACGAUGCUCCCCCGCUCCCUCAACCCGAUCAGGCAUACGGUUGUAGGUUCGUAACAUUAUACUUGUGUACUCAAAUUUUGUUAUAAUUAGCUAGUACAACUUCUUAAAUAAUUUGUUGCCACAGGUGGGUGGUUCCCAGACUAACACAUGCGCAUACAGCGAGAGGUCUUCUCUACUACCGUGACGCCCUCGAUCGACUCUCGGAUGAACAGGUGGAAUCUUGCACUAAAUUUGUAAUCGUUUGUUUACUCUUUAUACUGUUUAUUGGCAUUGCCCUAACCUAUUUACGAUAUAUCCUUGUUGCAGAUGACAUGGGAUCCCUAUUCUGCUGUGUUGGUAGAGGCCAUGCCGGAACACUUGCUCGAGCAUCGUGCUGAGUGGCUUGCCAGGACCCCCAUGAUCUGUUUCGAGGUCGUGGAGAGCCACCUACCGGACCGAGUGUUGCGACAGUUCGGACUUCACCAGCCUAUCCCCAUGCCCUUGCCCUAUCCCCAUGCCCUGUGACACUAGUAUUCGCCUCCACGGCAUUGACCGUCGUGGAAAGUUGGAGACAAACUGGGCAGGAGCAUCAUCAAUUCAUUGAGCUUUGGGACUAGCGGUUGGAGUCCAUCGUUGACGGUCACCUGUUUCAGGGUGUUAUGGAUCCGCGUGAUCCUUACAUGGUAUGGUACACGCAGAUUACACGCCUUUUCAUCAACCCUACCUACACCCCACCGUCCACGCACUACCAUCCAGCUUAUGAUGUUAUCAGCGGACUUGCGGGGGAUAUGGGUGCGAUGGUUGAUGCACUUUCAGAUGCCUUAGCAGCCGUACCCACCAGAGCCCAGGUUGAGCGGGUGCGAGAUAUGGGCAUACAUAGCUUGCAGAGAUAUGGCCAUGGCCAUCUCGUCCACCCCAGGGACGAUCAUGACCCCAACUCCUUCCAUUCACAGUUCGACUUCGGACUGAGUAGUGGUGGAGGUCAUACUUCGGGCUCCACACAGGCACAUGAUUACUUCAUCCAUAACACCGCUCCCGGCCAUAGCCAGGAUGACUCAUCGUCUCGCCAGCUGACUCCUCCACCGUGGAGACCCAUUCACCACCAUUCAGCAUUACACGAGGCGUCCGAGGCGUGUUCGUAGACGGACGGAGGACACACAGGAUGGAGAUCAGUUAACUCCAAUACAUGAGUCCGGAUAGUAUUAGUUAGUUGAUCCUUUUGUGGUACUUAGAUAUUUAACAAUGUUGUAUAUAACUCUUACAUUAUUAAUACAAGAAAUGUUUUCUAAAUGACUCUGUACAAUUUGAAGUUUAUUUCCCUUAUUUGUCUGAAUUUGACUUUUGUUAGUGAAACUAUAUCUUUUAUAUCCGUUAUAUGUAUCAAGCAGCAUAUAUUUGGUCUCCUGCACUUAAAGUGCUGUUUCACGAUGGUUAUCAUGUUGUUGGGGUUGUUUCCAGUGUUUGAUGGUUGUCGGUGGUGGUCGAUGGUGGUGGAAAGGUUGGGGCUGGUGGUGGGAAUGCUCUUGCGUUGUUUAGGGUGUUUUAUGGUAGUUUAUGGGUGGUUGAGAGUGGCGGCCGGUGGUGGUGGGGGAGGUGGUUGAUGGUGGUGGGGGUGGUGGUUAAUGAUGGGGGUGGUGGGAAUGUCCUUGCGUUGUUUAGGGUGUUUUGCAUUGCAUAGGGGUGGUCGAGAGUGGCGGCCGGUGGUGGUGGGGGAGGUGUUUGAUGGUGGUGGAUGGUGGUGGUUAAUGAUGGGGGUGGUGGGAAUGUCCUUGCGUUGUUUAGGGUGUUUUGCAUUGCAUAGGGGUGGUCGAGAGUGGCGGCCGGAGGUGGUGGGGGAGGUGGUUGAUGGUGGUGGAUAGUGUAGCCUCAGGCAGCGUUUUAGGCUUCAACA
Molecule: messenger RNA, 6581 nt
Organism: Chenopodium quinoa (quinoa)
Lineage: Eukaryota; Viridiplantae; Streptophyta; Magnoliopsida; Caryophyllales; Amaranthaceae
Exons: 2
Coding region: 907-3507 (866 amino acids)
Molecular function (GO): zinc ion binding
Source: RefSeq, a predicted model, not a curated record